GAGAGCGGUGGCCAUGUCGUUGCGGCGCGCGCUGCUGCUGCUGCUGUCGAGCCCGCGGCUCGUGGAGCGGCUCUCGGAGUCGCGGCCCAUCCGCGCCGCCGCCCGCGCCGCCGCCGCCGCCAUCACCCGCGGCCAGCAGCACCUGGGCCCGCGCCUGUUCCGCCUGCGCGACACCUUCCUCGGGGAGCUCAAGGACGGCGCCCGCCAGCGGGGGUGGCCGUGGCCGCGCGGGCCGGGCCGCGGGGGCCGCCCCCCCGGGGCAGCGCCCUGAGCAACGCGCCGAGUGGGGAGAGGCGGCACCGCUGGCGAGGGGACGGGAGCGACAGCACCAGGAGUCGGAGCGCGCUGGAGCCGGCGGGUGAUGGGCCCCGUGGCUACUCCGGACCCCCGCGGACACCCGGGCGGCGGACGGCGAGCUGCGGAGCUUACGGUGCGUCUUCCAUCGCAUGGACAUAUGAAACUAUUGCUGCUCAUUGGUGUGAUGGAUUUUCAUUUCAAAGCCGUUUUACGUGUUCCACAGUUCUCAGGAACAAGCAGACUCACUAAACAUCAUCCAGAACGCUGUCACGAUUGUCACUUUAAGUGCUUCAUAAGAAACUUGAAAUAAAACCACGAUUCUCAUGGGA
Molecule: messenger RNA, 626 nt
Organism: Corapipo altera (White-ruffed manakin)
Lineage: Eukaryota; Metazoa; Chordata; Aves; Passeriformes; Pipridae
Gene: NCBP2AS2
Product: NCBP2 antisense RNA 2 (head to head)
Exons: 1
Coding region: 14-271 (85 amino acids)
Source: RefSeq, a predicted model, not a curated record